CUUUUCUAGAGUCUGUAACGUGUAACUUUGAGAAGAGUCUGUGUGGCUGGUACCAAGAUAUGACUGAUGACAUUGACUGGAAGUUGGGAAGCUUAUCAGAUCACACAACAGGGCAAGGUCGUUAUAUGUAUGUGGAAGGAGAUUCUCGCGAGGAUCGUGGUAACAUAGCACGCCUUUUAUCUUACCCGCAAUCUAGCUCACAAUCACAGUGCUUGUCGUUUCACCAUCGGAUGCAUGGCCCAGAUACAGGCACUUUGAACAUAUUCAGUAUAUAUGAUGGAGGAGAAGAGAAGCUGAUCUGGACCAGCUCUGGAACCCAGGGAAAUCGCUGGCACCGAGACUCUGUCACUCUCACUGGCCAGAACUAUCAGCUAAUCUUUGAAGCGAUGCGGGAUGGAUCUGUGGGUCACAUUGCCAUUGAUGACAUCACUAUCACAUCUGGCACCUGCCCUACUCCUACACGUUGUUCUUUUGAAGCUGGAACCUGUGGCUUUUCCUCCGAGGGAACAUACACAUGGAAGUUACAUCAGCACAGUCCCUCUGAAUCGCACAAUGGGCCUUAUUUUGAUCACACUCUGCAGACCUUUACAGGAUUUUAUAUGCUGAUUGAUACCAGCUCUUCCUCCUUGCCCUGGAAAAAGACCGCCAUUUUGACAUCAAGUAGUUACAGUGCUCAACCAGAUGAAGCCUGUCUGAACUUCUGGUACCAGCUAGGAGGGGCAGAUCCAGGAAAACUGACUGUGUACAUUGAAGAGGAUACUGGAAAGAAGAAGGUGAAGAGAGAGCUACUGAGUAUCAGUGAGAACCAUCAAGAAAGCUGGCACCACAAAAGCCUCGCACUCCAGUCUGAGAGACCCUGGGUGCUGUUGUUUGAAGCAGUGGGUGCUGGUGGAGAUCGUUCAUAUAUUGCCUUGGACGAUAUUCAUAUUAGACAUCAUCGUUGUCAUGAAGCAGUAUCAUGUGACUUUGAAUGGGGAACAUGUGCUUGGACCAAUGUUCGAAUCCCCCUUAUGGACACUUACGAUUGGGACUGGACAUGUGGGAAUGCUCUGGCCAGACCAAACUUCGCUCCAGAGAAAGACCACAGUCCUGGCACACUGGAAGGACACUAUGCAUUUGUGGACACAGGCGCAAUGCAUGCAGAGGGAACCUCAGCUUGGCUGAUCAGUGAGCAUCUGCCUGCUACCGGUGGAUCCUGCUUCAGUUUCUGGUACCGUACAGACUCCCAGGACCAUUCCCAUCUGGCAGAGCUGGUUCUAUAUAUCACCAGUUCACAAGGCCUGCAGCCGGUGUGGGUUUUGCGUGGCUUCCACAGCAAUGACUGGCAAGAGCAACAGCUACAGUUCAACAGCACUGUGGAGUUCCAGAUUGUAUUUGAGGCAUCGAAGGGUUCUCGUCCUCAAGGUUCCAUUGUGGCACUGGACAAUGUGAAGUACACUCCUGACCUACUCUGUAAUUCGGAGCCAAAGCACAAAGAGAAACAGAAUUCAGGAACGAUCUGGGCCACAGUUAUCAUUGUGAUCAUCAUCCUCCUGUUUUCGCUGCUAGUCUUCUUUAUCUACCGGAAAUGGAAGAGAAACCAUGGGAAUGGCCCAUCACUGCCUGAACAAGGGGACCAAAUAGACGGCUUGGAUAAUGUGUCAUAUGAGCAGUUUCAGAAUGAAGACAUGGCUUCCACCAGCUCAGGGAGAUGAAAGUUAAAAGGCCAUCCAAUC
Messenger RNA from Nanorana parkeri, 1715 nucleotides. Its product is annotated as apical endosomal glycoprotein-like. Gene Ontology annotation, cellular component: membrane. Bases 60 to 1694 code for a protein of 544 amino acids. Lineage: Eukaryota; Metazoa; Chordata; Amphibia; Anura; Dicroglossidae. The record is from RefSeq and is a predicted model, not a curated record. The transcript has 13 exons.